AUGGAUGCUCCACGAGACUGUGGCCAGGGAGAUAUUCAAUCAACUCGGCAACCCACAGGUAGAUCUAUUUGCCUCAACACUACCAGGGACCCAGCACUACUACCCCAAGCCCAACAAACUGAGGCUCACACUGUGGCCCAUUACACGGCAGCAGCAAUCAAGGCUGGACUCUCUGAACGGGCUGCCAAUUUCUCAGCAGAAUGUUUACGGUCUUCCACACGAUCAACCUACGACUCUAGACUCAGUCACUAUGUUAGAUGGUGUCGGCAGGCUAAGACUAAUCCAUGCAAGGCAUCUGUAGGUGAGAUUGCUGAUUUUUUUAUAUCUUUGUAUGACAAGAAUUUGGCAUGUAAUACUAUUCGGGGUUACAGGUCUGCCAUAGCUGUUCUACACGAAGGCUUUGGCAAUGGUGAAUCUGUUUCCUCGUCUAUUUUUCUGUCACGGUUAUUAAAGUCCUUCUUUCUUAACAGACCCAGUAGAAGGCUUCUUGAUCCUGCUUGGAGCCUUCCCCAGGUGUUAGUCUCCCUCAGUCAGCCCCCUUUUGAGCCAAUGCAUAAUGCAUCUUUGCGAGAUUUAACCAUAAAAACUGUUUUCCUUCUGGCAGCGGCUUCUGGUCAGAGGCGUAGCUCUAUCCAUGCUCUUACCACAGCUCCUGGGCAUAUUCGUUGGGAGAAAAACAAGAUUAGACUUAUUCCUCAUGGCCGUUUUUCUUGCUAA
Molecule: messenger RNA, 717 nt
Organism: Lytechinus variegatus (green sea urchin)
Lineage: Eukaryota; Metazoa; Echinodermata; Echinoidea; Temnopleuroida; Toxopneustidae
Exons: 1
Coding region: 1-717 (238 amino acids)
Source: RefSeq, a predicted model, not a curated record